This is a messenger RNA of Acinonyx jubatus (cheetah), 896 nucleotides long. RefSeq lists its product as uncharacterized. The transcript has 3 exons. Lineage: Eukaryota; Metazoa; Chordata; Mammalia; Carnivora; Felidae. The record is from RefSeq and is a predicted model, not a curated record. Bases 1 to 876 code for a protein of 291 amino acids.
AUGGCUUCUAAUUGUUUUUCUAGGGUCUUUAGCCGUGUCUGGGCUGUGGACACAUUUGGCAAGGUGGUGGGGAUGAGGUCUCUCGUGCCAGACCUCCACUCCGGGAGCUCCCCCGGAACGCUUAGAGAAAACCAGGAAUUGAGAAGUGCGCCCUCUCGCCGGCCCCAGGCGUGCGCUCAGGAGACGCCAGCCGACCUGCUCCUCCUCUGCCUCGGCCGGCAGGGCAGCCGGACGCGGUGGAAGCGCGCGAGGCUCCGUCUGCGAGCGCACCCGGAAGCCCGCGGUCGGAGCCUCGCCGGCGAUGCGGGCGCACAGCGCGUACCGUGGGCUGCUUGCUGGGAAUCCCUCCCCAGCUGGGGAGAAAGGCAGUUGUUUUCCCCCUGGCGGAACGCUCCACUUGAAACCGUUCCACCAGGGCUGUUCUCGCCUCCGACUCGGGGAAGAACUGUAAUUAACACAGCAACAAACGCCCACGACGCUAACUGGCAAAGGGAGUGUAACACGAGCCGCUUCUCCAACCGAACUGGGCCAAUUGCUUUCCCUUCUUGCCUCCCCAUUUGGUCUGUUUUUGGUUCCGCAGUCAUCCAACUGUGGCGUUUCUUAAAACAUGUCAGUGGCUGGUGUUUGUGUUUGGGGUUGAACAGUUUCACACACGUCGCUGGAGACGGUGCUCGGCCAGCUGCUGUGCUGGGUCUUCGCUUUCUGCGGCUCCGGGAGAGUCAGGUGGAAACUUCUGUGACACAUUUCCUGCAACUCCUCAGAUUUCACGGAACUCAGUGGCAGUCUUCUAAAGCAGCGACCAACUGGGUAGCAUAUCUUUGCACUGGCCUUCCUUCUUCUCUUUUGGCUCUCCUGUUCCUCCCUCUUGCUUCCUGAGAUCACUUCCAAAUACAAUA